GCUCCGUGUACAAACAUUUUGGCGCCCAACGUGGGGCAUGUGUGUUAUGUUAAUUCUUCUGUGAACAAUUAAACUAAUCGCAAUCUACAAAGGCAACAAUUACAACAAUCGCUCGUCUCGCAGCUGCAAUCGAAAGUUCCGAAAACCGUAUCAGAAUUGUUCGUCUAGAUCGCGGGAUCGUUGUCCUCGCCUUGCUCUCGCCGUUCUCGCUUAAUUUUAUCAUUCGCUUGUCACCCACAACGCAUUCAACGGCGCUUGCAUUCUCGGUUCGUUCGCUUUGCAGCUACCUGCUUUGGUCCAUCGAUCAACGCAUUCUUUCUAUUGGAAUUCCACCGCUUCACUUUCGUUUUGCUUUCGUUGCCGCUGCUGGAACUUUUGCUUUUGCUUUCACCGUUGGUUUUGUGCUCUAGCUGCUGCUGCUUGCUGCGUUUUUUUGUUGUUGUUAUUUUUGGAAGCUCUAGUUCUGUGUCAGCGUAAUUACACUACACAACAAAAUGAUGACGCUCGAAGACUUAAAACGCCAACGGAGCAAUAUAAAACGAAAUAUAACUCGGAUCAAAUCUGUGGUAGAUGCUAAAUCGGAAACCCCGAUAUGCAAUGAUGAGCUUCGCUAUCGGUUGAACAUCUUAGAAACGUAUUUCAAGAAUGUUUUAAAUGUCCAAGCUAAUAUUGAAGACCUUAGUCCGAAUGAUGAAGGAUACAUACAUAGCAAUCAAGCUAGCCAUAAGGGAAAAAAUGGGAGGAGAUCUGAACGCCAGCAUUGUUGCGCCGGACUACCACCCACCGCCAGUGAAGUCAUCGUUACCAAGGUUGUCGCUACCCACUUUCGACGGAACAUAUGCAAACUAUAAGAAUUUUAUUCACUCGUUCGAGCAAAUUGUUGUUCGUGAGUCUGGAUUGUCUAAUAUAGAAAAGUUUAAUUAUUUGCUGACCUGCCUCACGGGGCCGGCAUUAGAUACAAUUCAGGCAUUCCAGGUUACAAGCGAAAACUAUCCGAAGGCCCUAGCAAAACUCAAAGGCCGUUUUGAUAAUCCUACUCUUAUAUUUUUAGAAGGUAUUGAGGCAUUGUUUGCACUACAACCUGUGGAAAGGUCAAACAGUCAGCAGCUUCACAGCCUAGUGGAUAAGGCAUCCGCUAUAUUAAGCUCGCUGGAGUCCAUCGGCAAACCUGAGAAUAUUGUUCACGCUAUGGUUAUAUAUAUUAUAAUGGAAAAGUGUGAUCAGCAAACUCGGAACAAGUGGAAGGAAUCGCAGGACUACAAAACUCUGCCAACCUGGCUAGCAUGCACACAGCUUUUGGAACGCCACUGUCAGUUUCUCCAUUCGUCUGGAAACUCGGCUGCUACUUCGUCACAACGAAAGGCUGAAUCCAAUAAGUCAAAUCGUCAUUCUAAUCACCAAAUAAACUCGUCGUUUGCUAUCACUAAUCCGUCUUGUACACUUUGUUCUAGUUCUGGCCAUAAGAUCUCUAAUUGCGCUCAGUUCAAGGCUAUGAACAGCAACCAACGGUACGACAAUGCAAAACGCCUCGGUCUCUGCAUCAAUUGUCUUGGAAAUGGUCAUAGAGUGGCGCAAUGUUCAUCGACUCAUCGUUGCCGAUCCUGUAAUCGGAAUCAUCAUUCAUCUUUGCAUCACUCUCAGCCGCAACAGCCACCCCAAUCAUCAGCAGGACAAUCUUCAACUACUGAACCGGUACUCCAACCAGCGCAACCCUCCUGGCAAACAGCUCAUCAAGCUGCUUCACAUUCUCAUAUGGAGAUCGCAGCAGAUGAUCAAAUUUUGUUGGCAACAGCUAUGGUUUUGGUAGAGGAUGCCACAGGUGAAUACAAACUCGGUAGAGCGUUGCUUGAUUCAUGCUCUCAGGUUAAUUUUGUAACCAAAACCUUUGCACAAAAGCUUCGCCUUCGUCGUGAAAAACACCACAUUGGAAUUCGCAGUAUAGGAGACUCCCUUACUAGUUUGAAGGCUCGUACGACUACCUCUAUUAAGUCACGUACUUCCGGCUAUCAGCUCACUCUCCAGCUUGGAAUCACAUCCCAUAUUGCCUACCAGCCAGAUAGUGAGAUCGACAUAUCGAAUUGGAACCUACCAGCUAACACUCCAUUGGCUGACGAAUCGUUCUAUAGGACUAAACGUAUUGAUUUGUUACUGGGGACCGAAGCCUUCUAUGGAGCUUUAGCUGUUGGCCAGAUUCGCAUUGGUCCAAAUCUUCCCACUUUGCAGAAGACUCUUUUUGGUUGGGUUGUUGCUGGGAGGUACCAGCGGCAAUAUAACAGACAGCCACCAUUGUGCUUGGCGACUGUAGAAGAGUCGAUCGACAAGAAUUUGCAGCAAUUAUGGAAAGUGGACUCAUUUGUCGAUCCAAGCGCUAGAAUGCUCCCAAAUCAUCGUCGCUGUGAGGACCAUUUCAGGGACACAACACAUCAGGAUGCCAGUGGGCGGAUUGUCGUUCGCUUGCCAUUUCAAGAAGAUCCAAGUUGUCUUGGAAGUUCCUUCGAUACAGCUCGAACUCGAUUUUUUGCCAUUGAGAGACGUCUCGCUCGUCUACCGGAAAUUCGCUUGCAGUAUAUCUCGUUCAUGCAGGAAUAUGAAAGUCUCGGCCAUAUGUCCCUCGUACUGAAUCCUAACUUGGAAGAACCGCAUUAUUAUAUACCCCACCAUUUCGUUCUGAAACCAAGCAGUACAUCGACGAAGCUCAGAGUUGUCUUUGACGCCUCUUGCCGUACAACAUCUCAAAGGUCACUUAACGAUCUACUUUUAGUCGGCCCUACCAUUCAGGAUGAGUUGUACUUGCAAUUGCUGUGGUUCCGCAUGCAUAGGUUCGGCAUCACAGCCGACGUCACAAAAAUGUACAGGCAGGUACUUGUGAGUGAGAAGGAUAGAAAAUUCCAGUACAUUUUGUGGCGAGCAUCUCCAAAUACGGAUCUUCAAACCUACCAACUCAAUACAGUGACAUAUGGGACUGCGUCUGCCCCAUUUCUCGCAACUCGUAGUUUGCAUUACUUGGCUGAGGAUUGUAAGGAUGCAUGGCCAUUAGGGGCUGCUGCUGUUAAAACUGCAUUUUAUGUUGAUGACCUUUUGUGUGGGGCUGGUGAUAUAGAUACACUCUUCAAACUAAAAACUGAAAUCACAUCAACUCUCGCUCGUGGUCAGUUUCCAUUAUGCAAGUGGCAUUCAAAUCAUCCAGGCGUGAUGGAAGACGAAUCUACCAAGGAAUUAAACAUUUCAGAAAACUCAGUCAGCAGCACACUCGGCUUAACUUGGCAUCAACGAAGAGAUGCAUUUAGUUUCACAUUUAAUCCAAAGGAAGUCUAUCCCACUACCACAAAACGAACAAUUUUGUCUACUGCGUCGUCGCUAUUCGAUCCAAUCGGUCUGCUAUCACCGUUAGUCAUUGUCUCUAAGAUCAUUCUUCAGGAGUUGUGGCUUUUGAAACUCGACUGGGACGAGUCUGUCCCCCAGAAUUUAAGCCACGCAUGGAGCAAGUGUUUGGAAUCGCUGAAUUCACUGUCGUCACUAGCGGUACCUCGUUUUUGUUUGCAGCCUGAUACUAGGAGCAUUCAAAUACAUGGAUUUUGCGACGCAUCGAUUCGGGCAUACGGCUGCUGUGUUUAUGUGCGCACGGAGAAUUCGCUUGGACAGGUCACAGUGAAAUUGUUCACUUCUAAGUCUAGAGUAGCACCAGUGAAGAAACAGUCUCUUCCGAAGCUUGAACUAUGCGGCGCACAUCUACUUUCUCAGUUGUAUAACAAAGUCAAGGCCAUAUUCAGUAAACACACUAUCACAUCUUAUUUUUGGAGCGACUCACAGCUCGUAUUGCAUUGGUUGCAACAACAGUCAGUCACCUUAUCGACCUUUGUUGGAAAUCGAGUGUCCGAUAUUCAGGAUUUAACGUCUGAUGGAAAAUGGCGCUAUGUGCCAACACAUCAAAACCCUGCUGAUAUUCUGUUGCGAGGCUGUAACGUGAGCGAGUUGAUUAAGUCUCCAUGGUUUUCGGGUCCUACGUUUCUAGUCGAAGAUUCACUAAGCUGGCCCGCCACUGGUGGAAAACUUGAUAUUGACAUGGACGUGGUUAACUCGGAGAAUCGGAAAAGUUUGUUUGCUGCCGUACACGAGACAAAUAAUAUCCUCAACAUCGUCGAUAAUAUCAGCUCGUACACUCACAGUCUGCGUCUCAUUGCUUGGAUGAUUAGGCUCAUAAGGAGAUGUCGGAAGCAAUCGACGUUUACCACAACCUCACCGACGCCAGAUGAACUUCGUUUUGCUUCACAUUGCCUUAUUUGGAACAUUCAACAAACUCAUUUUGUAGAGGACAUCCGUUUACUUCAGAAGCAAAAACCAUUAAAAAGCAGCUUAAAGUUUCUUACUCCCUUUUUAGAAGUCGUGAACGGAUUCGAACUUAUCAAGGUUGGUGGACGUUUGGAAUACUCAGACCUACAAGACGGUCAAAAACAUCCGUUGCUGCUGCCUAGUCAGUCCAAAUUUGUAUGGAACUAUAUUCGCCAUUUGCAUCUUCGGAACUAUCACGCUGGACCUAAAGCCCUAGUCGCUCUCAUUCGUUUGGAGUAUUGGAUCGUUAACGCCAGAGACUUGGCACGUAGAAUUGUUCGCUCCUGUGUACACUGCGUUCGCUACAGACCGAAGCUGCUACAACAACUCAUGGGCUCAUUACCGCCUACGCGACUCGCUCCGGCUCGACCCUUUGAACGCUGUGGAGUUGACUUUUGUGGACCCAUCAACACAUAUCUACGCAUUCGAGGAAAGGGACCUACAAAAGCAUACAUAGCCGUGUUCGUUUGCCUUCUCACCAAGGCCGUUCACAUCGAAGUAGUCUCUGAUUUGUCAACAAAGGCGUUCUUAAACGCAUUGAAACGGAUGGGAGGUCGUCGCAAGCUGCCGACAGACAUCUUCUGCGAUAAUGCCACUAACUUUGGCACCUCAUUUCGGAGGCCUUUGGGAAGCGGCAGUCAAGAGUGCAAAGGGGCUGUUAAAUCGUACGCUGGCCAACACCAGGUUCACCUUCGAAGAGUUGAGCACUGUCGUCGUCGAGAUAGAAUCGAUCCUCAACUCGCGCCCGCUAUCGCCGCUUUCGUCAGACCCAAAUGACUAUAGCACUCUCACGGCUGGUCAUCUCUUGGUUGGCGAAUCAUUGCGAUCACUACCUGAAAGGUCCCUCGAGAAUAUCAAGCUGUCAAGUAUGGACCGCUACGAUGCGAUUACGGCCGUCAAGCAACGGUUUUGGAAGCAAUGGUCUGCUGACUAUGUCAACGAAUUGCGAUCGCGCACGAAGUGGACAGCACCCUCAACGAACCUCACCGAGGGCACGUUGGUCAUCAUCCAUGAGGACAACCUGCCACCGCUACGCUGGAAACUAGGCCGAGUGCAGUCUACUGUGCUUGGGAAGGAUGGACUUGUACGGGUGGUGCACCUCCGCACUGCAAAUGGAACAUGUUGCAGGCCAAUACACAAGUUGGCAAUUCUUCCGGUGGUUUGAAAGCAGUCCUUUCAACGGGGCCGGGAUGUUCGGUCAAACUCCUUUAAGGAACAAGUAUUCAAAUGACCCUCGUAAAAUAGAGAGCC
Molecule: messenger RNA, 5580 nt
Organism: Drosophila miranda
Lineage: Eukaryota; Metazoa; Arthropoda; Insecta; Diptera; Drosophilidae
Exons: 2
Coding region: 655-5106 (1483 amino acids)
Molecular function (GO): zinc ion binding; nucleic acid binding
Source: RefSeq, a predicted model, not a curated record